Labrus mixtus (cuckoo wrasse) is the source of this 2466-nucleotide messenger RNA. RefSeq names its product solute carrier family 47 member 1 (gene slc47a1). The record is from RefSeq and is a predicted model, not a curated record. Bases 144 to 2099 code for a protein of 651 amino acids. Gene Ontology annotation, biological process: xenobiotic detoxification by transmembrane export across the plasma membrane. NCBI's taxonomy places the organism in Eukaryota, Metazoa, Chordata, Actinopteri, Labriformes, Labridae. The transcript is spliced from 17 exons. Gene Ontology annotation, molecular function: antiporter activity; xenobiotic transmembrane transporter activity. Gene Ontology annotation, cellular component: membrane.
CUGCCUUUCUCACCCUUGCCCUCUCUUUCCCCAUUCCCUCUCUCCCUCCCCCCUUGUCCCGUAGCUGCUCUCUCUCUCUCUCUCUCUCUCUCUCUCGCUCUCUCUCCCUCCUCAACUCUCCUCUCUUCUUUUUCUGUGUUUGAAUGGAGAAGGUGGGUUCCCUGGUCCCUGCACGUCCGUCUUCGGGCUCAGGGCCCGUUGCAGAGGAUUUGGUUGCCAAGGCUGCAGAAGUUAAAGAAAAUGAGGAAUCAGAGGCGGUCAGCUCCAAACUGUUUCGAUGUGCUUGCAUGAGGCGUUGGAUACCUCUGGCCUACAGGGAAGAACUCUACCAGGUCCUAAGACUCACAGGUCCAUUGCUUCUGUCUCGGAUUCUGAACUUCCUCCUGCCGUUUGUCUGCACCAUAUUCUGUGGUCACAUUGGAAAUGCAGAGCUGGCUGGAUACGCGCUGGCCUCGGCGACCAUUAAUGUGACCACAGGUGCAACAGGUUAUGGCCUUGUUUUGGCUUGUGACACACUUAUUUCACAGACAUAUGGCAGUAAGAAUUUGAAACGCAUUGGAAUUAUUUUGCAAAGGAGCUCAUUAAUCCUGCUGCUGUUUUGUCUGCCCUGUUGGGCCCUUCUCAUCAACUCUGAAAACUUACUGCUCCUCUUGCAUCAAGAAGAAGAGGUGGCGAGGAUCGCCCAGAUCUAUAUGAUGGCAUUUCUUCCAGCUGUUCCAGCCAUGUUCCUGCACCAGCUGCAAGUUGCCUACCUACAGAACCAAGGGAUCAUUCUGCCUCAGAUGUACACGGCAGCAGUCGCAAACAUUAUCAACCUGGGGGUCAACUACGUCUUAAUCUACACCCUCCAUUUGGGUGUCACGGGUUCAGCCAUUGCCUCCAGCCUCUCUCAGAUCACCAUCUGCCUGCUGUUGUUUGUCUACAUCAGAUGGAAGAAACUCCAUCAGCUGACAUGGGGAGGCUGGUCCACUGACUGUCUGCAGGAGUGGGGCUCCUACAUGCAUCUGGCUGUACCUGGUGCUUUCAUGAUCUGCUUUGAGUGGUGGAUCUGGGAGAUUGGAAGUUUCCUUGCUGGUAUACUUGGUGAGACGGAUCUUGCUGCCCAGCAUAUAAUCGAUGAGAUAGGAACCAUAAUAUACAUGAUUCCUCUAGGUAUCCAUGCAGCUGCGUGUGUGCGUGUUGGAAAUGCUCUUGGGGCCGGAAACACCUCCAGGGCCUUAAUUACGUGCAAAGUGGCCCUGGUUCUAGCAGGAACGCUCGCUGUGCUCCAGGGGGUUGUCGUCACCAGCUGUAAGUCUUUCAUUGGCCUCAUAUUUACCUCUGAUAAAGACAUCAUGGAGAUCGUCUCACGGAACCUCACAGUCUACACAUUUGUGCAAUUCUUUGACGCCAUUCUGUGUGUCUGCUCAGGGAUUCUUGUUGGAGCUGGGAUGCAGAAAAUUGCUGCCUUGUCCAACCUGGUCAGUUACUACUGCAUUGGUCUGCCUGUGGGAAUAGCUCUGAUGUUUCCUGCCCAGCUUAGGAUAUUAGGUUUGUGGCUGGGUCUCCUCGUCUGUGUUGUCCUUCAGACGGGAUUCUUCCUCUUUAUAAUCUUUAAACUUAACUGGAAGAAAGUCACACAGAAGGCUCAACAGCGCGCUGGAAGGACAGUGGUGGUGGUGUUACCAAAGCGGCCUGUUAGUACAGUCCUGACUGAAGGGAUAGUGCCUGACCUCUCAGACUGCCCGGUCACAGCCCCGUUGGACAGGGAAGAAGUCCCUAAAACAGUGGGUUACAGUGCAGUCCACACAGAGGAUCGGGAGCUGAAAGCCAAUCAUGAAAAAGAUGGGAACAAAUCAGCUGCAGGGGGGGCUGACGGAGUCGCUGAGCAAAGCAAAAACACCAAACCUCAAACGCCGCUAUCCGUCUGUCAGCUGAUCUUGCGUCGGGGGUUCACUUUGAUAGUGUCAGUUCUCAUUUUGAUUAUAGGUGUUGCUUUCCAUAUUGCUUUUCCUGCACCUGAGCCCUCUGUUCAGAGCAGGACCAAUUUCACCCUUAACUGGGCUAAUGAUUCCACUGCUACACCUCUGACUCCAAUGGACCUGAACAAAAGCCUCUGAGCCCUCUCUGUAUGUAUACGUCUGAUUGAUAAACAGUCCUCACAAACUGACUUUUGGAGCUCUCAAAGAGAGAAAAGUGCUGGAUUCCUGUUUUUUUUUCCACAGUAGACAUACAGAGUUGGGUUGUUGUUUUGAUAAAACUCUGCCUGAGGCUACCAACUCUGUCUAGUUCAGAGGAAAAGAUGGCUAAUCUCCGCACUGCUGAGCAAAUCCACAGAAAAACAAAUAAAACUGAGACUGACACAAUGAUCAAAGGUCUUUCUAACAGAAGUUGUGUUUUAACCUUCUCUGCCAGUGAUGGUGAACAGGGACGAUGGGACACAUUAGUGUAAAAAAAAUUCAAACUGAGAGACUAUAUGUGCAUUAA